AUGUCGCUGCCCGGCCGCCUGGCCCUCCUCCGCGCCCCGGGGCGGCUCCUCCGCGCCCCGCGCCCCUGGCCCGGCCCCUCGGCGGCGGCCGCGCGGACCCGCAGCAGCGCCCUCGGCCCCCGCGCGCGGACCUCGGCGGGAGUUGGGGAUCGGGGGGCGGCGGCGGGGCGGAGAGCCGGGGUGCGCACUUGGGCGCCCCUGGCCAUGGCGGCGAAGGUGGACCUGAACACCUCCACCGACUGGAAGGAGGCGAAAUCGUUCCUGAAGGGCCUGAGCGACAAGCAGCGGGAGGAGCACUACUUCUGCCAGGACUUCAUCCGGCUCAAGAAGGUCCCCACCUGGAAGGAGACAGCGAAAGGGCUGGCCGUGAAGGCGGAGGAGAAGGAGCCCAAGUACAAGAAGGACAAGCACCUCAACGAGAAGAUCUCCCUGUUCCGCGGCGACAUCACCAAGCUAGAGGUGGACGCCAUCGUCAACGCCGCCAACAGCUCCCUGCUUGGAGGCGGCGGUGUGGACGGCUGCAUCCACCGGGCCGCCGGGCCGCUGCUCACCGACGAGUGCCGGACCCUGCAGAACUGCGAGACCGGCCAGGCCAAGAUCACCGGCGGCUACCGGCUGCCCGCCAAGUAUGUCAUCCACACGGUGGGGCCCAUCGCCUACGGGGAGCCCAGCGCCAGCCAGGCCGCCGAGCUCCGCAGCUGCUACCUGAGCAGCCUCGCCCUGCUGCUGGAGCACGGGCUGCGCUCGGCGGCGUUCCCCUGCAUCUCCACCGGCGUGUUUGGCUACCCCAACGAGGCGGCGGCGGAGGUAGUGCUGGCUGCGCUGCGCGAGUGGCUGGAGCAGCACAAGGACAAGGUGGACCGGCUGAUCAUCUGCGUGUUCCUGGAGAAGGAUGAAAGCAUCUACCUGCAGCGGCUGCCCCACUACUUCCCCGUGGCCUGA
Molecule: messenger RNA, 942 nt
Organism: Pipistrellus nathusii (Nathusius's pipistrelle)
Lineage: Eukaryota; Metazoa; Chordata; Mammalia; Chiroptera; Vespertilionidae
Source: the annotation of a GenBank genome assembly